GGGGUAAAAGAUAGCGAUGUGCAACAAACCUAUGCUAAAGUUUUGGCAAAAGAUGUGCAUGAUUCACCAAAGUGCCGUGGUGAAGAGUCUCUUAAGACAGAGAAAAUCCUCAAAGGGGCUGAAGAGUGCAUUUUAAAACCAGGUAAACAGGCGACUAUAAAGGAGCAAGAAAUCCCUUCUGUAAAACUAGCUAAGGCACCAGGGAUUGAGAUCAAAACAACUACCCACAGCCAAGGAGAAGCCCAAAACAAAAACCUGUCUUCAACUGAUGCUCAGCCAGAAGAAUCUGCAGUAAAGAGAACCAUAGCGGAGGUGAAGACCGAGGAGAGACCAAAAGAGGUCAAAGGUAGGGAUGGACAAAAAGUGCAUGCUCAAGUGUCUUUAGAAGACGUGUUGGAUGCAGCCAAAAGUCUGGGUGGAAAGUUUGGUAGGACAGAGAAAAUCAAAAAAGAACCUGAAGUGCGCAUUUUACAACUAGGUACACAGGCCCCUGUUAAGGACCAGGAGAUUACAUCUGUUACAGUAGCAAGUGCACCAAGUCUUGAUAAAGAUCAAACAAAUAUCCAAGGCACAAAAUCAGCAGAAAACAAGGCCCUGACUUUGGAUGCUCAGUCAGGAAAGACUGCAGACAAGAUGACCAAGUUAGAAGUAUGCACAGGACCUACAGAGGUCAAGAAAACUGGGGUCCAAGAAAGGCAUCCUAAAGUGUCUACUCCUGAUGUAAAGACAGAGAAGGCUGCCGUCAAGACAGGAGCAGCAGUUCCACAAAUCUCCACUGAAAGGCAAAAGAAUGUGGCUCAGAGAGACUCCACUCAACUCACCUCUGUUGCUUCUGCAGCAUUGAAGCCUAGUCAAGCAGAGACAACAUCUGCAGAUACAUCUAAGAAAGACACUGUAAAACCAAGGGAGACAGGGAUUAAACAAGAGGUUAUGAAAACCAAACAGGAAAGACCCAAAGAAGUGAAGGUAAAGGAUGACAGCAAGCAAGAGGUUCAUGCUCAAGUGUCGCCAAAAACCGUGCUAGAUUCCUCCCGGACCUUAGAUACAAAGUCUGUCAAGAUUGAGAAAAUCGAGGGGGCUGAAGUGCAAGUUUUACAACCAGGUACACAGAUCACUAUUAAGGAGCAGGAAGUCACGUCUGUUCCGACAGCAAAGACAUCAAGGAUUGGGAUUGAUCCAACAAGUAUCCAUGUCGAGAAAUUGCCAGAAAACAAAGACCUGACUUCAGCUGAUGCUCAGCCUGAAAAGACUGCAGACAAGAUGACCAAGUUAGAAGUAUGCACAGGACCUACAGAGGUCAAGAAAACGGUGGUCCAACAAGAGCAUCCUAAAGAGUAUACUCCUGAUGUAAAGACAGAGAAGGCUGCCAUCAAGACAGGAGCAGCAGUUCCACAAAUUUCCACUGAAAGGCAAAAGAAUGUGGCUCAGAGAGACUCCACUCAACUCACCUCUGUUGCUUCUGCAGCAUUGAAGCCUAGUCAACCAGGGACAACAUCUGCAGAUACAUCUAAGAAAGACACUGUAAAACCAAGGGAGACAGGGAUUAAACAAGAGCUCAUGAAAACCACACAGGAAAGACCCAAAGAGGUAAAAGAUAGCGACGUGAAACAAACCUAUGCUAAAGUUUUUGCAAAAGAUGUGCAUGAUUCACCAAAGUGCCGUGAUGAAGAGUCUCUUAAGACAGAGAAAAUCCUCAAAGGGGCUGAAGAGUGCAUUUUAAAACCAGGUAAACAGGCGACUAUAAAGGAGCAAGAAAUCCCUUCUGUAAAACUAGCUAAGGCACCAGGGAUUGAGAUCAAAACAACUACCCACAGCCAAGGAGAAGCCCAAAACAAAGACCUGUCUUCAACUGAUGUUCAGCCAGAACAAUCUGCAGUAAAGAGAACCAUAGCGGAGGUGAAGACCGAGGAGAGACCAAAAGAGGUCAAGGGUAGGGAUGGACAAAAAGUGCAUGCUCAAGUGUCAUCAGAAGACGUGUUGGAUGCAGCCAAAAGCCUGGAUGGAAAGUCUGGUAGGACAGAGAAAAUCAAAAAAGAACCUGAAGUGCGCAAUUUACAACUAGGUACACAGGCCCCUGUUAAGGACCAGGAGGUUACAUCUGUUACAGUAGCAAGUGCACCAAGUCUUGAUAAAGAUCAAACAAAUAUCCAAGGCACACAAUCAGCAGAAAACAAGGACCUGACUUCAGCUGAUGCUCAGCCAGAAAAGACUGCAGACAAGAUGACCAAGUUAGAAGUAUGCACAGGACCUACAGAGGUCAAGAAAACUGGGGUCCAAGAAGAGCAUCCUAAAGAGUCUACUCCUGAUGUAAAGACAGAGAAGGCUGCCGUCAAGACAGGAGCAGCAGUUCCACAAAUCUCCACUGAAAGGCAAAAGAAUGUGGCUCAGAGAGACUCCACUCAACUCACCUCUGUUGCUUCUGCAGCAUUGAAGCCUAGUCAAGCAGAGACAACAUCUGCAGAUACAUCUAAGAAAGACACUGUAAAACCAAGGGAGACAGGGAUUAAACAAGAGGUCAUGAAAACCACACAGGAAAGACCCAAAGAAGUGAAGGUAAAGGAUGACAGCAAGCAAGAGGUUCAUGCUCAAGUGUCGCCAAAAACCGUGCUAGAUUCCUCCCGGACCUUAGAUACAAAGUCUGUCAAGCUUGAGAAAAUCGAGGGGGCUGAAGUGCAAGUUUUAAAAUCAGGUACACAGAUCACUAUUAAGGAGCAGGAAGUCACGUCUGUUCCGACAGCAACGACAUCAAGGAUUGUGAUUGAUCCAACAAGUAUCCAUGUUAAGAAAUUGCCAGAAAACAAAGACCUGACUUCAGCUGAUGUUGAGCCAGAAAAGACUGCAGACAAGACGACCAAGUUAGAAGUAUGCACAGGACCUACAGAGGUUAAGAAAACUGGGGUCCAAGAAGAGCAUCCUAAAGUGUCUACUCCUGAUGUAAAGACAGAGAAGGCUGCCGUCAAGACAGGAGCAGCAGUUCCACAAAUCUCCACUGAAAGGCAAGAGAAUGUGGCUCCGAGAGACUCCACUCAACUCACAUCUGUUGCUUCUGCAGCAUUGAAGCCUAGUCAAGCAGGGACAACAUCUGCAGAUACAUCUAAGAAAGACACUGUAAAACCAAGGGAGACAGGGAUUAAACAAGAGGUCAUGAAAACCACACAGGAAAGACCCAAAGAAGUGAAGGUAAAGGAUGACAGCAAGCAAGAGGUUCAUGCUCAAGUGUCGCCAAAAUCUGUGCUGGAUUCCUCCCAGAGCUUAGAUACAAAGUCUGUCAAGAUUGAGAAAAUCGAGGGGGCUGAAGUGCAAGUUUUACAACCAGGUACACAGAUCACUGUUAAGGAGCAGGAAGUCACGUCUGUUCCGACAGCAAAGACAUCAAGGAUUGUGAUUGAUCCAACAAGUAUCCAUGUUAAGAAAGGGCCAGAAAACAAAGACCUGACUUCAGCUGAAGCUCAGCCAGAAAAGACUGCAGACAACAUGACCAAGUUAGAAGUAUGCACAGGACCUACAGAGGUCAAGAAAACUGGGGUCCAAGAAGAGCAUCCUAAAGUGUCUACUCCUGAUGUAAAGACAGAGAAGGCUGCCGUCAAGACAGGAGCAGCAGUUCCACAAAUCUCCACUGAAAGGCAAGAGAAUGUGGCUCAGAGAGACUCCACUCAACUCACCUCUGUUGCUUCUGCAGCAUUGAAGCCUAGUCAAGCAGGGGCAACAUCUGCAGAUACAUCUAAGAAAGACACUGUAAAACCAAGGGAGACAGGGAUUAAACAAGAGGUCAUGAAAACCACACAGGAAAGACCCAAAGAAGUGAAGGUAAAGGAUGACAGCAAGCAAGAGGUUCAUGCUCAAGUGUCGCCAAAAACCGGGCUGGAUUCCUCUGUCAAGAUUGAGAAAAUCCAAGGGACACGAGUGCAAGCUUUACAACCAGGUACACAGAUCACUAUUAAGGAGCAGGAAGUCACUUCUGUUCCGACAGUAACGACAUCAAGGAUUGUGAUCGAUCCAAUAAGUAUCCAUGUUAAGAAAGAGCCAGAAAACAAAGAACUGACUUCAGCUGAUGUUGAGCCAGGAAAGACAUCAGACAAGACGACCAUGAUCAAAGUGGAGACCAAGGAAACACCCAAAGCAGUCAAGGGUCGUGACGUGCAAGAAGUGCAUGCUGAGGCAACAACAAAAGUAAGGGAUGCCCCCCAGAGGCUGGAGGAAAAGUCUGUUAGUAAGUCUUCGGUAACCAGUAUAGAAGUGCGCAAAAGCUUUACCGAUUCCCUGUCCGAACCAAGUUUAGUCCCUAUCCACUAACAGGGAGACAACCAACAGAUGCAAAGGACAUUAAGAAGAAAGAAAACAAGGAGGCGAACAAGAGGACACCUCAGGAAGAGGAAAGGGAAAAAAUGGUCAAUCUAGGAAAACAAAAUGUUCCUCUGCCGAUGGCAAAAACCCCCUCCACUGCUGAAGAGAGGACAGUGGAUGCACCACAGGUGAACAAGGCUGACAAGAUACUAACUGCAUCACUGCAGGCAGUUCCGACAUCUGGCAUUAUCCGGAGUGAGGUAACCCUGGUGGAAGGAUCACCCCCUCAGGGAAACAUAGCUCAAGCUGCAGCGACUGUUAGGAAGCCUGAUAAACUUGUUCUGGAGGAACCAGAGGGAUCCACCAUGAGGAAAAUCUUCACAGAAGUACAGCUACUAUCUGGG
Eleginops maclovinus (Patagonian blennie) is the source of this 4688-nucleotide messenger RNA. Its product is annotated as muscle-specific protein 300 kDa-like. The transcript is spliced from 2 exons. Bases 634 to 4293 code for a protein of 1219 amino acids. Lineage: Eukaryota; Metazoa; Chordata; Actinopteri; Perciformes; Eleginopidae. The record is from RefSeq and is a predicted model, not a curated record.